Molecule: messenger RNA, 2454 nt
Organism: Cladocopium goreaui
Lineage: Eukaryota; Dinophyceae; Suessiales; Symbiodiniaceae
Source: the annotation of a GenBank genome assembly
AUGGCGCUGACUUUGUCUCCGUCUACAAGGCCCUACCAGCCUGUUCUGGUGCCGUCUGCAAAUGCAGAGGCAAAAGGUGUUCCUUGGCCAGAGAUACCAGAGCGUCGAAGUUUGGCUCUGGCUGGAGUCGCGCUGGCAACGACCACCAGGCUCUCCAGGCGAGGGACUCGAGCGACAGCGAGAUCCAGGUGUCGCCUGGCUGCCAACUGGGAUGAGAUUCGCGGGGAUUUUCCUGCCUUGCAGCAGGAGGUGAAGCCGGGCAUCCGCUUGGUCUACCUGGACAAUGCAGCCACCUCCCAAAAGCCACGGCAUGUCCUGGAGGAGUUGAACCGCUUUUAUGGCAGCGACAACAGCAACGUUCACCGUGGCAUGCACACUUUGUCCAUGCGUUCCACCGAAGCCUUUGAGGGCGCUCGGAAAAAGGUGGCAGAUUUUGUGAAUGCUCCAGAUGUACAUGAGAUCAUCUUCACCAGGAACGCUACGGAGGCCAUCAACCUGGUGGCCCGGACCUGGGGUGCAGCGAACAUCGCGUCUGGAGAUGAGAUUGUGCUCACCGUCAUGGAGCAUCAUUCAAAUCUGGUGCCGUGGCAACAGUUGGCCGAAUCCACUGGUGCCACGCUGAAAUUUGGACGUCUUCGCAGCAAUGGCACCCUCGACAUAGACCACUUCGAGAGCCUCAUCACAGAGAGGACGAAGUUAGUAGGGCUUUGCCACGUCUCCAACGUACUGGGCUGUGUCAAUCCCAUUGAGCGUGUGGCCAAGAAAUGUCAGUCCGUGGAUGCCAAGCUUUUGGUGGAUGCCUGUCAGAGCGUGCCUCACAUGCCCGUCAACGUUCAAACCCUGGGAGCGGACUGGCUGGUGGCCAGCAGUCAUAAGAUGUGUGGCCCCACGGGCAUCGGUUUCCUCUGGGGACGGGCCGAGCUCUUACGCGCCUCACCGCCUUUCCUGGGCGGUGGCGAGAUGAUCGAUGAGGUGAAGCUGGAAGGUAGCACCUACAACGACAUUCCUCAUCGCUUCGAGGCGGGCACACCUGCGUUUGCAGAAGCCAUUGCACUGGGCAGCGCCUGUGAUUAUUUGCAGCGCCUGGGCAUGGACGCCAUUGCAAGACGUGAGCAUCAGCUCUCCAAGAGGCUGUGGGAUCGAGUGGCUGCACUGCCAGGGGUCACGAUGUAUGGCCCUUCACCCGAGGAGGAUCCCGACAGGGCAUCGUUGGUGUGCUUCAACGUGGAAGGUUGUCAUGCGAACGACUUGGCCACCAUUAUUGACCAGGACAGGGGCAUCGCAAUGCGCUCGGGUCACCACUGCACUCAGCCCUUGCACACUGAACUCGGUAUUGCUGCCAGUGCUCGGCUGUCCGCAUAUUUUUACAACACCGAGGAAGAGAUCGACGCCGCCGCCGACGCCCUGCGGGCUGCGAUUGAACUCAUCACUGGGCAAGGUCAGGGUGAAGCCUUAGACCCAGCAAUGGCAGCAUUGCUGGAUGUGACAUUGAGGACAUGUCUCACUGCCGUCGUGGAAUCCAACUGCGCCCGAUUUGGCUCAAGGGAAAGGCAGCUACGUCGCUACGCACUCGCCCGAGCUACACUGUUGAUCAAGAUGGGCAAGGUGCACGGCAGUUUGGCGCGAGCCGGUAAGGUGAAGAACCAGACACCCAAGGUGGCAAAGGCCGAGAAGAAGAAGAAGCUGACUGGUCGUGCCAAGAAGCGCUUUGUCUACAACCGACGUUUCGUGAGCGUGGUGAAGAGUGGCCCGAAGCGUGGCCCCAACUCCAACGCCGGAAAGCGGUGUCACAAUGGUGUCAUGGACAGUGCUGCACCAAAAAACCGCGGAGCUGAGGGCAGCACAGUAGUGGCUCAGUUUGAGGCAGCCAGCAACAGCUUCAGCGCUGCACUGGAUGUGUUGGCUGUGGGACAAAAGGGAACUCUCUUGGCUUUGGAGCUCUUGGCCCAGCGACCGCAAGGGAAAGUGCCUUGUGCAGUGUUGGACAAGGUUGGAGAGGAAGAGGUCUUGGCCGCAGUGAGACCGGCGAGACCCAACUUCAAAGUGAGAGGUUUCCACAACUAUCGUUUGGGUUUUCUGGAAGCGGAGGACUGGCUAGAUCCCUCCGUGGAAGAGACUUGGGCAGGUGCUGAAAAGUUACUUGUGGCUUCGCAAACCACCGUGAUGCCCUUGGCGAAGGCCAUAGCUGCCCGCAUGAAGGCACUGCCUGAGAAUGGAACUGUGUUGCUGGAGACUUCAUUACGAGGUGACCGAGAUCGAAAGCGUCUUCGGGCCUCGCAUUUGACCCAAGCGGUAGCGCGCGCCUAUGUGUGGCAGGUGCGGCCGGUGAACGAAUCGAUGCCAGUUCGACCAUUCCACUGCGCUGCACGCAUCCUGCAGAAAGGGCCUAAUGCCCCGUUGCUGCAGCUGGCAGUCCUUCCCUCUGGGCUUCCAGUGAUGCAGAGCGGCGAAUGA